AUGGCCUCCCCCACGACCAUUUCUCGGCUCGCUGAGUCCAUCUUCAGCAACACCAAGAUUGUGGACUCCUACCUUAAAGCCAAUGAUCUCCCGAGCCCGUCUUUCGACGCUGACGGACCGACAAACUUGAAAAUCGACGCAGAAUCAGCCGAGAAUGCUCGUGUCAAGGUGUUAGAGUCCACUUUGGAGUUGUUUGAUCUCUUACAAGGCCCUGCAGCCAUUCUUCGACCUGUUGCGUAUGGCACUAGUUUGCAGGCCAUCUCGAGAUGGGAUAUCCCAAACAAGGUCCCGCUUGACAAGGAAAUAAGCUUCACCGAGCUGGCCCAUCUCUGCGAUGUUCAUGAGACGGACAUCCGUCGUAUCCUUCGCUAUGCCAUGGUCUAUCACCGUCUUUUCUGUGAGCCUCGGCCGGGCUUCGUCGCGCACUCUCUCGCUUCCAAGAGACUGGUCCAGGAACCUUCCAUGGCGGACGGGCUCUGGCUGCUCGGCGAUCAUGUCUUCGGCACGGCCGCGAGGACCGUCGAUGCUCUCGAAAAGUUCAAAGAUCAAGAGCCCAGCCACACGGCAAUGGCCAUAUUGAAGGGUAAAGAGCAAAGCGGAUACGACGCGAUGAAGGAGGACCCCCAGUUUGCGAGGAAGUUCGCCAAGGCGAUGAUGUCUUUUGCGAACCGUUCCGAGAGUGCCCCGCGAGUGAGCCUCGUGUACCCGGAGCUGUGGGCUUCGCUGGGCAAAGGCACCGUCGUUGAUGUGGGUGGCUCGCGGGGUGCUGAUGCCAUACACUUGGCGAGCAAGUAUCCCGAUCUCAACUUCAUCGUCCAGGACUUGCCCCCGAUGAUAGCCGGGGCGGAAGCUGCCGUUCCGGCCGAGCUGAAGGGUCGGAUCAGGUUUAUGCCGUACGACUUCUUCACGCCACAGACCCAGGCGGCGGACGCGUACAUGAUCAAACAGUGUUUCCACAACUGGCCGGAUCACUACUGCGUUCGCAUCAUCAGGAACCAAAUUCCGUUGAUGAAGCCUGGUUGUCGACUCAUCGUCAUUGACAGCCUGGUCCCUGAGCCGGGAACUAUGUCUUUAAUGGCUGAACGGAUGGUCAGGGCUUUCGACAUGCUCAUGCUUACCCAGGGACACGGUCGCGAGCGAGAGGGGGUUGAGUGGAUCGAGUUGUUCAAGCAGGCUGACCCGAGAUUCAAAAUAAGAGCCAUGAAGCCCAUUUCCAAAGCAGCAGACUUUGGCCCGGCCACGGGACUGAUAGAAGUCAUUUGGCAAGGCUGA
Colletotrichum graminicola M1.001 is the source of this 1272-nucleotide messenger RNA. RefSeq names its product O-methyltransferase. Bases 1 to 1272 code for a protein of 423 amino acids. The transcript has 3 exons. Lineage: Eukaryota; Fungi; Ascomycota; Sordariomycetes; Glomerellales; Glomerellaceae. Gene Ontology annotation, molecular function: O-methyltransferase activity. The record is from RefSeq and is a predicted model, not a curated record.